CUCUCUUAACCCCACCCACUCCCCCAAUGCCAAUCCCCUACUCCACGUGGUCCAUCUUACUAAUAUAUACUAUUAAAUUCUAGUAAUAUCCUUCACCUUACUGUUCAAAAAAAAAGCUUCACCUUCAUCUUCACCUUCCCCUCCCCACUCUCUCUCUCACCAACUCCUUUGUUUUCUCUCUCUAAAAGUAAUUAGAUCAGCUGCAGAGUGGUAGUGGUGGUGGUGGUGGUGAUAGUAGCGUUAUGUCAGUGGCGUGCGGGGUGGAAUGGGUGCUGGCGCUGGGUUUCCUCCGGUGGGGGUGGAAGCGUUGCACCUACAUCGGGUCCUACGACAGCGCCACCUGGCCUCCUGCCACUGCCGAGGAGUUCGAGGCAGUCCCCCGCAUUUGUCGCGUGACCCUCGCCGUCUACGAGGGCGACCUCCGCCACCCCCAAUUCCCUCCAGCCGGCGGCUACCGCCUCAACCCGGACUGUGUGAUAAAGCGCCUCACCUACGAGCAGACUCACGGCAACGCCCCUCCCUACAUCAUCUACCUCGACCACGACCACCGCGAGAUUGUUCUCGCCAUCCGUGGCCUCAAUUUGAUCAAAGAGAGCGACUACAAGCUCCUUCUUGACAACAAAUUGGGUAUGCAGAUGUUCGAUGGAGGCUACGUCCACCACGGCCUUUUGAAAUCUGCAGUUUGGUUGCUCAACGAGGAAUCCGAUACUCUGAAGCGAUUGUGGCUUGAAAAUGGGGCCUCGUACAAGAUGAUUUUUGCUGGACACUCGUUGGGGUCUGGGGUCGCAGCUUUGUUGACUGUGAUCGUGGAUGAUUUCUUACCAAGAACACCGACCCCGUUGGAAGAUAUAUUCAAAUCGCUCUUGUGCUUGCCCUGCUUAUUAUUUGCGGUUUGCUGGAGGGAUACUUUCAUACCAGAAGGCAGGAAGCUUAAAGAUCCUAGAAGACUGUAUGCACCCGGAAGAAUGUAUCAUAUUGUUGAGAGAAAAUUUUGCAGAUGUGGGAGAUAUCCUCCAGAGGUUAGAACUGCCAUACCAGUAGAUGGAAGAUUUGAACAUAUUGUCUUAUCGUGCAAUGCCACAAAAGAUCAUGCAAUUGUUUGGAUAGAAAGGGAAGCAGAGAAGGCUUUGGAAAGAAUGCCGGAAUAUCACAAGGAGACCACAACAGCAGCCCCAAGAGUACAAAAAAUCGAGAGGUUGCAGACAAUAGAAAAAGAACACAAGGAUGCUUUGGAAAGAGCUGUUAGUUUGAACAUACCUCAUGCUGUGACUGCCGAUGAAGAAGAGGAACAGCCCUCACCAAGCAAGGAGGAAGAAUGCGUAGAAGGUGGGGAUGGGGAUGAUACUGAGUCUUCUACGAAUGAGCCAAAAACUAAGUCGCUGUCCCGUGGUGGAAGAACUAACUGGGAUUUGGUUGUUCAGAAGCUUUUCAAGAAAUAUCCGUUGGGAGAAAUGCUAUUGAAGAAGGACGAUACAGUUGUAGAACUCAACCACAAAAGCUAA
Messenger RNA from Camellia sinensis, 1502 nucleotides. NCBI's taxonomy places the organism in Eukaryota, Viridiplantae, Streptophyta, Magnoliopsida, Ericales, Theaceae. The record is from RefSeq and is a predicted model, not a curated record.